This is a messenger RNA of Chrysoperla carnea, 1815 nucleotides long. RefSeq names its product vesicular glutamate transporter 2.2-like. The transcript has 7 exons. Gene Ontology annotation, biological process: synaptic transmission, glutamatergic; transmembrane transport; regulation of synapse structure or activity. Gene Ontology annotation, molecular function: neurotransmitter transmembrane transporter activity; L-glutamate transmembrane transporter activity. The record is from RefSeq and is a predicted model, not a curated record. Lineage: Eukaryota; Metazoa; Arthropoda; Insecta; Neuroptera; Chrysopidae. Gene Ontology annotation, cellular component: synaptic vesicle membrane; excitatory synapse. Bases 140 to 1567 code for a protein of 475 amino acids.
UAAUGCGAGCCGGUCAUGUAGUAGCAACAUCAUUCAUUUAUAACGCGGUAUGACGGAGCUCUGACAUAAUUUUGUUGUUUGUGAAUUUGUGAUUCGUUUAUUAACUUUGUUUUUUUAUAAUUUACUUAAAGUCUCAAAAAUGGAUUCAAGAUUUAUUGAUGAUCAGGAUGAAUUAAUUAAUCCAACUCGUCCUAGAUUAAGAUAUAUUGACCAUCACAUCCGUCCCAAUUGUUUCAAUUUGAGUAAACGUUAUACCUUAGCAAUUCUAGCUCAUAUUGGAUUUUUAAUUAUAUUUGCAAUGCGAAGUAAUGUUUGCUUCUUUAAUUUGGAAGUACUUCAAAAACUUUAUCCAAAUGAUACACACACUGGUAAAAUGUAUGAAAUACAAGGACAAAUGGAAGUGUGGUUUAGUAUAGCUUAUCUUUUGGUACAAAUUCCUGCUGCAAUUCUCAGUUAUAAAUACCCAUCACAGCGAGUUUUUGGAAUUUGUAUAUUAGCUAGCUCAAUUACAGCAAUUAUGGAAUCAUUUUCUCUAAAUUGGGUGUCUUUUGAAUUUGGUUAUGCUGCAUUCUUUCAAGGAUUAGCACAGAGUGCAAGUAUUCCUGCAGUUUUUGGUAUACUGUAUGAGUGGGCGCCACCUUCUGAGCGGGCAACAUUGACGACCAUAGCAUAUUCUGGUACAUUUUCGGGUGUUCUUUUUGGAGUAGUUUUCUCAAGUUUGGUAUGUGGUGACUUUGAAGAGGAACAUUUGUUGGCGUUAUAUGGUACUGCUGGUAUUAUUUGGUAUUUGGCAUGGAUAUGGUUGGUAUUUGAACGACCAGAAGAUCAUCCAACAAUUGCAGAUUCGGAAUUUGAAUAUUUAAAACGACAUAUAGAAGUACCUAAAACCAAACCACCAAUUCAAUGGCGAAAAAUAUUUACAUCGAUGCCAUGUUGGGCAAUUUUUGUGGUGUACCUAUGUAGAUCAUCCAACUCAUAUUACUUGUUCCAAGCCGAUUAUUUACAAUAUAUUUAUUACGAUAAUAAACCAUUGUCAGUUGAAUUGCCAAGUUUGGUAAUGACUAUUGUGAUACCAGCCAGUGGACUUUUAGCCGAUCGGAUCAGCCAAAGAACAUCCUUAUCUAUCACAGAAAUUCGAAAAUAUUAUAUUUGUGGAGGAUUAUUUUUCGAAAUUAUUGCCUUUAUACCUGGUUUGUUCCUGACAGAAGAUUCAUGGCCAUACAUAGUAGACAAUAAAGUUCUAGAUUUGAUCUGCUAUAGUUUUACAAUGUCUGGCUAUUUCGUAAAUCAUUUGGAUAUUGCACCGAUAUAUGCGUGUGUAACAAUGGCUAUUUCCAAUUUACUUGGAUUCUUUUUAGGAAUUUACUUGAUGGGAUACAGUGGUUAUCGUAAGCCCUAUGGAAAUACAACAUACUUGUAUUUCAUGUCAGCAAUUCAUUUAUUUGGUAUUGUUUUUUAUGGAAUAUGGGGAUCUGGUGAAGUACAACCGUGGGCAAAAGCAAACGAUAAUGAGAAUGAAGGAAAUUCAACAUCAAACAGGCAUAAUGGUAUAGAAAAUCCUAUAUAAGGAAAAUAAUUGGUUUUCUAGACAAUCGUGCGUUUCACUUUAAGUUGUUUUACACUUUUUACGAAUUUAGAAUAGGUAAUUUUAAAAAAAUUAUCAGCUGUGAAAUUAAAACUAGUCUUACAUGAAAGUAGACAAUAAUUGAUUUAUAAUUGUAAAUAGCUUAAAAAUUUUGUGAGAAUAUAGUUUUAUUUUUAUUAAAACAUAAAUUCUAAUGUUUCGAAAUUCCCUAUUUUGUUAUUGACCUCCUC